UAGUGACGCGAGGUCGCUGUGUCCUUCCCCACGUGCUUCCUGUAUCUUCCAGAAGAAGCAGCCGUAACCUGCGUGGCUAAGGGGGCUGUCAGGGGCGUUAGAUUAAAUUAUUUUGUUCUCACACAGCGUUUUAAUAAGCACACCGCUAUGCUGAAGUCGUUUGUCCGCGUAGCGGGAGCCGCUGCUCGCUUGUCCUCAGUCUCGCGGGCCUUACCAAUCAACUGCCCGACUCUGUGCGCUCCCAGCUCGGCUACAAUUCGGCCGUUCACCCGCUCCCUGUGGAUGCUGAAUAAUAACGGAGCGUCAUCAGGCUACAGACCCAAACUGUUCAGCUCAAAGGUGUUGGGUCCUUCUGUGUCGUGUGGAUGUGAAGGACUGCACACAGAAGGCGAUAAAGCAUUUGGUGACUUCCUGUCUGAUGAGAUCAAAGAAGAGAAGGUAAUCCAGAAAAACAAAAGUCUACCUAAAAUGACUGGAGGAUGGGAGGUGGGGAUGAAUGGAACAGAGGUGAAACUCACAAAGCAUGCUUCUGGAGACAAAAUCACCGUCACGUUCAAUGUCAACAACAGCAUUCCUCCUAACUUUGAGGAGGAGGCAGUGGAGCAGGGGCAGUCACAGAAAUCGGCAGAGGAGGAACCAGAGAUUGUGUCAACACCCAACUUUGUUGUUGAAGUGACAAAACAAGCUGCUAAACAUUCCCUUGUGUUUGACUGUCAUUUUCCUGAAGAUGAGGUAAGUAAUGCCGAGGGGGAGGAGGAGAGCGACAUCUUUGCAAUCCGGGAGGUCAGUUUCCAACCAGAGGGGGAUGUGGACUGGAAGGAGACCAGUUACACACUCAACACAGACUCCCUGGACUGGGCGCUUUAUGACCACCUGAUGGAUUUCUUGGCUGACCGCGGGGUUGACAACACCUUCGCCGAUGAGCUGAUGGAGCUGAGCACCGCCAUUGAGCAUCAAGAGUACAUCAAGUUCCUGGAGGAUCUCCAGGGCUUUGUGAAAUGUAAUUAAUGUCAAAUGUAAUAGUUUCUACCUAAUAAAGAUGGAGGCUGUAGGGUAAAGUGCUCAGUGACUGAUUAGAUGGUCGCCAGCAGCUGCCACACUACUCUUAGUCAGUAAAGGUUUUAAGUUUUUCUGUAAAGUGUGGCUGUAACUUGAGAGAGAACCUACUGCCAGUUACAGAAGUCUGGGUUUUACUGCCUGGCUCAUCCGUAAAAGUCAGGAUUUCUGAAAACGCCAACUAACCUGUUUUUCUUUCCGUUUUUAAUUGUUUAUUUAUGACGGAUCUGAGCAACUGAGUUUUUGCUGACUGAUGCGGUUUUGUCGAAUGAGUGAGGUGAUGUUUGUUGGAGAGAUGGAAAGUUUGUCCAAUAAAACCGUUUGAUACCAGAA
Molecule: messenger RNA, 1389 nt
Organism: Nothobranchius furzeri (turquoise killifish)
Lineage: Eukaryota; Metazoa; Chordata; Actinopteri; Cyprinodontiformes; Nothobranchiidae
Gene: c1qbp
Product: complement component 1, q subcomponent binding protein
Biological process (GO): cytosolic ribosome assembly
Cellular component (GO): mitochondrial matrix
Source: RefSeq, a predicted model, not a curated record